This is a messenger RNA of Drosophila nasuta, 1740 nucleotides long. RefSeq names its product rolling stone (gene rost). NCBI's taxonomy places the organism in Eukaryota, Metazoa, Arthropoda, Insecta, Diptera, Drosophilidae. The record is from RefSeq and is a predicted model, not a curated record. Gene Ontology annotation, cellular component: membrane. The coding region runs from base 434 to 1261 and encodes 275 amino acids. The transcript has 4 exons.
GGCGCUUUCAGUUCGCUUUGUGACUCGUUGGGUUGUGCACGACAGCGCCGCGCAUAAAUUGAAGUAGCUUGGCAGCGACUCCAAGUCAGACUCGAACUCCAACGCUAACGCUAACGUCAACUUUGAAUUUGGUUCUAAUUCCGUCCGAGUGUGAGCUAAGCAGUCUCUUUUUUUCAAGAUCACUGAGAACAUUUGCUAAAAGUUGCUGAGCUGUCAAGCGUUGCCUGACGCGUAACUGAACUCUUUUCGUAAAGUUGCCAGCUGCAGUUCAAAAGCAAACACGCACACACUCUCACACGAAGAAGCGAGAGAGAAAGAGAGACACCAGAGACGACACACAUUCACACUUGGUUACCACGUUUUCCACUCAAAGACAGUAGUCAGCGGUAGUCAUCAAUUCACACUCGACGAUCGUCGCGCGACUCGCUACAAAAUGCAAUUUCUUAAAAGGUUCGGCAAGGGCCUCAACAAGGAGUUGCAAGUAAAGAAUUUCGGCUUUGAAUACAAUCAUGUGCAUUUAUUCUACAAGUUUCUGUGGCAAAAGAAUGAGGUCAGCACAUAUUAUUUACUAUAUCGCUGGAUAUGGGCGUUAUUCUUUCUGGCCGUUUACAUCACUUGCAUCAUUUUGCAAUUCUGCGAAGGCAAAUUCUUCAUCUAUAUGACCAACUGGGGCUUCGGUAUGAUCACGAUAACUAUGCUGAUAUCCGCGGUGAUGGUCACACGAUGGCACUUCGAUCUACAGAAUGUGCGGAGUCUGGUAAACGAGGCGGGGCAAAAGGGGCGCACAACGUGGGGACUGAAGAUCUAUUGGUGGCUCUACAAUAUGUCUCUGCUAUUGGCACUGAUCAUAUCCACCAUAUACUGGAUAUUUCUAAAUGGUCGCAUGAACAAACCAGCGCGAUUUCCGGCGAUUAGCGCUAUAACACAUGCGCUCAAUUCUAUUUUUAUUCUAAUCGAUUUUAUGGUCGUCGCAUUUCCGCUGCGACUGUUGCACAUGGUGCAGACCAUGGUCCUGGCGAUUGUCUUCUUUUUGUUCACCCUCAUCUACCAUCUCUACGGCGGCACAGACGAAUUUAACAACCACUAUGUCUAUCCCAUUUUGGACUGGAAUAAUCCAAUGCGCUGCCUGGUGACCUUCAUCGGAGUCUUCCUGAUGAUCGUUUGCUAUUGGCUGAUCCUCUUUGGUUUGCAUAAGCUGAAGCAGGCCUUUAAUCGCGCCUUCAGCGUUGUCUGGACGCCCCAUUCAGUGGGUCUAAUAUAAGACCCAGUGCCGACUUUUUCACAUCAUCAACUGCUAGUAGUUUUAAGUAGCACCACCAGCAUUAUUUCCUAAUUCUCACAUAAUCACUUUCUAACCACCCACAGUUGUAUGUAUGGAUAUACACACACACAUACUCACAAGACACUGUCAUCACAUAUUGCAUUUAUUUAUGACAUUUUAUAGUUAAAUUAUUUCGUUAGCCAGUAAUUGCUAAGUGAAUAGUCUAAUGUUCCUUAACGCCAAAGCAAAAUAUCUUGGCUUUAGCUAGUAUUUUUUUUUAUCGGUAUAAACUAUUGAAUAAAGGUUCUUACCAUGGAAUCCAUAGUAUAUGAAAUUGUUGAAGAAAUUGGAUGAAGGUUACAUUUUCCAUUUGGAAUGGGGUUAAAUAUUAAAUUGUUGAUGGAAUAAUGAAUAAAAUGCUCAAUAUUUGAAACAAUUAUUGUAAAUAUAAUAAUUAGAAUUUAAUUUUAUGGAAAUGG